AUGCUUAAUUUGGGUAGGAAUAAACUAAAGGGCAACAUUCCUGCGGAGUUUGCAUCGUUGAAUAAGCUUGAGGAGAUGCACGUUUUCUUCAACAAUUUGUCCGGAGAGAUCCCAUCUUGUUUUGGCAACUUUUCUUCGAUUCGAUUGAUCAGCCUAAUAGCAAAUAAUUUCCAUGGAACCAUGCCAGAUUUUCUUGGAAAACUAGGAAAUUUAGAGAUUCUUGAACUUACCCAAAAUAAUCUCUCUGGAGCCAUCCCUGCAUUAGUUUUCAAUUUGUCAUCAUUGCGCAAUCUUGAGUUGUCACUGAAUCAACUUGAGGGACCCAUUCCAUCAAGCAUGGGCUUCACACUUCCAAAACUAGAGGUUUUUAAUCUGGGGGCAAAUCAAUUAACUGGAGUGCUUCCUGCAUCAGUAUCAAACCUGACAAAUCUUCAACUUUUUGCUGUUGACACCAACAAUUUCAGCGGAGAGGUCCCUAGCUUUGGAAGUUCCCAAAAUUUGUAUUGGCUAGGUCUUGGUGAAAAUUGUCUUGGAAAUGGAAAGUUAGAUGGCUUGCUUUUCAUGUCUUUCUCGCAAAAUUGUUCCGCCCUGCAACUUCUCCAGAUCGAUGACAAUCAAUUUGGAGGAGUUAUUCCGCGAUACUUUGGCUAUAUGUCCAGCCUUUUGUACUUAACCAUGUCAAGACAUCUCAUCCAUGGAAUCAUUCCUGUAGAGAUAUCGCAACUUCGCAGCUUGCAGGAACUCUCGUUGCAGCAAAAUCAUCUCACUGGGGAAAUUCCUGAUUCUAUUGGAGAAUUUGAGCUGCUAAAUGAGUUGCACCUCAAUGAGAACCAAUUGUCAGGGAAGAUCCCAUCUUGUAUUGGAAAUUUGACAAUGCUGACUAAACUCAGCCUUGGGGCAAAUAAUUUGCAUGGUUCUAUACAUCCAGUCUCGGAAAGAUCAAGCUUCCUCCUAAAGGGGAGAGGUUUUCCGUAUAUUUGGUCUAAAGCUUCUAGAGCACCGGUUUCCAAGUUACCAAAAUGCCCCAAAAAUAAUCCAAGUUCUGGAAAAUCAUCUCGAAUGAUGAUUUUGAUCAUAGCAUUAGUUGUUGGAGGCAUCGUGGGCAUCAUAGCAGUGGCAAUCCUUCAUUGGCGGUAUAAUAAAAAAAGAAAGCAAAGGGUUGCUGAUAAUCAGGGUUCGACAGUUAUGGAUGCAGUAAUCCCCAGAGUGACUUACCAACGCCUUCAGAAAGCAACGAAUGGCUUCUCUCUGGAGAAUUCGAUUGGUUGGGGGAACUUUAGCUCUGUAUACAAAGGCAUUUUAGAUGAAUCAGUUGAUGGAAUUAAGCAGAUUGCUGUAAAGAGUCCAGCUCAUGUGGAUGAGAAAAAGCAGGAAUUAGUGAAAGAUGUUCACUGUUUGGCUAAACUUAGAGUUUCCCUCGUAUACUUUAAGGAUGGUGCUGUAUUUGUUCAGGAGGUGGCAAAGUCAUCCCUGGGUGGUGAGGUAAAGAAGAAGCAAGUGUUAGAUCCUAUCUCAAUAAGGAUCAAGGGUGAAGUAGAUGGGCAGAAAGUAAUAGCUUUUGAGAUUAGUGGUAAUGGAUUGUGGUAUGCAAUUUUCAUGUCACUUUUGGCAGUUGUUCCAGAAAGGUUUAGGGACCAAGUGGUGAUAGAGGCUGCAUGUGAUAGAGAGGGGAGGGCGGCUCCGAUUUAUUGGAGGUUGCCGGUUGCAUGGCUAGCAACGCUUGAUGGUUGUUGGUGGUUGCGUCGCUGGUUUGUUUUGUUCUAUGAGGGCGAUUCGCUAGCUAUGGUUGGUUUGAUAGCGAAGGGGCCAUUUGGUCGAACCCCCGCCGGGAAGUGA
This is a messenger RNA of Capsicum annuum, 1836 nucleotides long. Its product is annotated as probable LRR receptor-like serine/threonine-protein kinase At3g47570. The transcript has 5 exons. The record is from RefSeq and is a predicted model, not a curated record. Gene Ontology annotation, molecular function: protein binding. Lineage: Eukaryota; Viridiplantae; Streptophyta; Magnoliopsida; Solanales; Solanaceae. Bases 1 to 1836 code for a protein of 611 amino acids.